This is a messenger RNA of Thelazia callipaeda (thelaziosis nematode), 243 nucleotides long. The record is from the annotation of a GenBank genome assembly. NCBI's taxonomy places the organism in Eukaryota, Metazoa, Nematoda, Chromadorea, Rhabditida, Thelaziidae.
AUGGAUCAAGCGAAGAUCAGACAUCCAGACGAUGAAAGCAAGCAGGAAAAAAGUAAAGAAGCUACCACACAUUAUGAGGAGCAGUUGAAGAAAGUAAAAGAUGAUGCUCAAGAAUUUCCUCUACAUUACAAGAAAACAGCUAAAGAAACUAAUAAUUUGCUUAAAUACAUGGCUGAUCACUUUGAUUCAUGUGCUGAAAGAACCAAAAAACAUCUUCAAAAAGCAAAAAAUGGCUCAAAUUGA